GCAGUUUGGUUAUGUGCUCAGGAAGCCUGGCCUGAAGCAUGUUUCUGCUGUUUCCACUCUGCUUUGGACAGGGCUUAGGCAUUAUGGAGCAUCUCGGAGAUUAGAGCAUGGGAAAAAAUGCAGUGAAUUUCCUCUCAUUGUAACAAAUAAGUUUAUUUGCAUUCUGUUCUACUGCAUUUGCUUUGAGAAUGCCAGCAUUUUUUUCUUCUCUUAAAGUGCUAUACUAAGCAUAAAUGCAAUUUGAAGAGAAAUCCAGAGGCUGGAGCGACUUAAACUUAAUUCGAUCAAUUAUUUGAUGUCACUGUACUGUGUGAACUGCUGUGGCAGUACGUAGUGCUUUUGCUUACGUUUAAGUAGAGGAGAUAGGCUGGGCUGGGGACAGUCUUUUCAGAUGUUCAACCCUGCGCAGGCUUCCUAUUCCUUUUGCUGUUAUAGCAUGUCAUAAAUCAGAGAAUUUCCAAAGCGUGUAUGGUCUUGGAUUUGAACAAGCCUAGAAAUCAGUAUAAACUUUGCAUUUGAGUAAGAAGCAAUAAUGCAACGAAGACAGGGAAGAGUCAAUGCUGGACUGCUUUUGCUGCUUUAUCAAAUUUCUCAAGUUGGACUUCAGAACAUUCCUGCUGUUACCCUUGCAGUGCUUGUACUGAAUAUUUUUUUCUUUCUGAAUCCCGUGAGACCACUGCAUGAAGUAUGUAUCAGUGUAAACGAAGGCUUCUACAGGCAGAACUGGCAGCGUUUACUGCUUUCUCCUGUCCACCAUGCAGACGAUUGGCAUUUGUAUUACAACAUGAUUUCCAUGCUCUGGAAGGGGAUAAUGUUGGAAAGAAAGCUUAAGAGUGUGUGGUUUGCUUAUAUAAUUGCAGUGUUUUCAGUGCUGGUUGGAGUUGUUUAUAUGGCGCUGGAAUUCAUGCUUGUGAAAAUUCUGAAUGAUCCUUCAUAUGAAAUGAAUUGUGCCGUAGGUUUUUCAGGAGUCUUGUUUGCUUUGAAAGUUCUUAACAACCAUUACAAUCCAGGAAGAGUCAGCAGUGUCCUUGGAUUGCAGAUAUCCAGCAAAUACGCCUGUUGGGUGGAGCUGGUGGCUAUUCAUUUAAUUUCCCCCGGGACUUCUUUCGCCGGGCAUCUGGCAGGGAUUCUUGUUGGGCUGAUGUACACCAUGGGACCUCUGAAAAAGAUCAUGAAAGCCUGUGCAGGUGGUUUUACUUCAUUCGCUGGUCCUGGCAGGCCAAGGGACUACUACUACUCAGGUUAUUCAGAUUAUUCUUACAGAUAUCCAGAUUAUCAGUACACAGCACCAAGGAACUACUAUGACUAUACAGGUGGGCUUACAGAGGAAGAACAGCUUGAAAGGGCAGUGCUAAAUAGCCUCAAUGAAAGAGAUUUUGGUGGAGCAACAUACCAUAAUGAGCGGCGACCCUAUGGUUUUUGGUUUCCACCUGAGCAGAAUUCAGAAGAGGAAGUAAGAAGGCAAAGACUUCGUAGGUUUGACAGAAGAUGAAGUUGGCAGGCUGUUGACAGAAGAUGAAGUUGUUGAUGUAAAUUGUAAAGUGCUAUUCAGAGUUAAAAUAUUUGCAGAUUUAUUCUUUUAUUUUUACUAUUUGUUGCAAAACUGCAGAAGAUUUUGUGAGUUCAGGCUCCAAAUUUGAACUUGCAUAAAAAAUGAAUUGGGAAUCAAAACGUGAUCUUUGCCAGUCUCCAUUUUGAUGUAUGUUAAAUCUGGAAGAAGACUGAUGGUUUCACCAACCUUUUUCCCUUCAAAGUUCUUAUUUGUAGCUUCAAGAAUGCAUUGACUUUUUGGCUGGUGGUAUUCUCAGACAACAGGCUUUCUUCAUCCGUCACAGAAAAGAAUAAUACUUUUGAAAUGUAAUUUUAAAGCUAUGCAAUUCUUUCCUACGUAUUUCCCAUUUUCCUAUGAUGAGUGACUCCUGGGAUUGGCACGUGGAUUGUCACUUGAAAAGCCUGAUGACAGCAGUUAGACCGUAAGAGUUGGGCUUAAGCUUUUCCGCAGUUUUGCAAACUGUGGGGAAAAUAGUUGGAGCUAUUGCCAUCCUAAGGAGUUACGCCAUAGAACCUGUAGUGUUGCAGCCUGCCUUAAAAUGUGCCAUGUGGUGUAGAGCGUGCGUGUGAUCGAACUGAGCUCUAACUCCUUAUUCCCUAGAACCAAUCCUAAUGUUUACAUUUUUAAUUAAAAAAAUAAAAAAUAAAACUUGCCUUUACAGAGUUGAAAUAACUUGUUGUUAGGAGCUUUAUGGAAAGGAAGGUGGAUAUGCCAUGAAAAUGUAUUUAUUUGCUAACUUACUGCUUUGGAAAUAACUCUUUUUCCUUUUUAAGAAGGCUUAGAAGUUGUAUGAUGUGUAUGCUGUUUGUGGAGCUAUAGAAAUUCUACUGCUUCUCUGCACGUAUCUCAUCUGAGGUCCGGUCCCCAUGCUGUUUGCAGACAUGAGAGCAUUUCUUGACCCAGCUCCAGAGUAGCUGGCAGCACACCAGGGAGCUCGGCCGUCACUUUGGACGGGACCCCUGUUUGCUGCUUGGCGCACAGUGCCUGUCCUGCUUGUGGCACAUCCUGCUCGAGGAUGUAAGUUAGCAAACCUGCAGGUUUUUUGAGUAUCUAACAUUCAGAAAAAGUACUCAUUGCCUAGAUGUUUUUUUACCUUGUAGUGGAAGAAAUUUGUAUGAAUCUGGGAACACUCCUGGAACCCUUUUCAGUCCUGAAGAGAUGUGCUUGCACAGGAACGAUCCCAUCAUUGUCUUGAGGCACACAAUUCUUUGAAUCUCACUCCUUUAGUAAAGUGUUAGGAUGAGCGAUUUAAUGGUUUCUUUUCAGGUAUCUGUGAUCACCAGUCUGUGCUUGGUGAAGUCUACCUCUCUGUGGAGUUAGUGUAAAGCAGUGUUGUAUUUUUCAUACAGAAAAGAAAAAUCCUGAAACUAAAUUUGUGAUUAUGUUGUUUAAGUAGGGUACACCUUCAGGUUUUAAUUAAUGUAUGUAGGGGAAGCUUUUGUUAGCUGAAAAAUGCAAAACCUGUUCUCCACCUGUGCCAGUCUCACUUUCACCAUCUAUCUUACUUAUACCUACUGCUGAUUGUAUGCCAAGAAGCAGCAGCACAAAAAAUAUUGUUAGGUCGGGUACGUUCAAGGCUCGGAGAGACAACAGACGUGGCUGCAGUGCGACUUUGGAUGUCCUUGUUAAGGUGAUGCUAAAACACUGAUGUUAUGCGUGGGGUUCUCUGGCAGAUUCUAAGUCAGUAGAUAAGUGAUGGCAGACUUCUGUAUUCUUGGUUUUGGUUGGUUUUCAAUAUGUGUGUGUCUUGUUAUUCUGUGGCUACUGAAUGUCCUGAAAAAACCAGCAGAUACAUGUACCUUACCGCAGACUGACUUUUCUAUGCCUUCUAAAAUUAAGUAUCAAAAAAAAUGUGUAGAGUUCGCAUAUUUUGCUCAGGGUGCAGUAAUUGUGUGUGAAGAAGGGUGUAGCAUCGUUUUCCCAAACUGAACUUAAUGCUCUGGUCAAGUUUGUGUAACUGAAGUAACACUUUAGCAGACAAGAAAUUAUUUUAAAACACUGGAUUUCACUAGUCAGUUGAAAGGGGGAGGGGAAGUAAAAUCAGGAACGUGAUUACAAAUUUAAAAGCACUUGCAUGGUUUUGUAAAGGAAGGAUAAAUACCAACCACAGGAGGAGUACCACGGGAAGUUCCUUGUACUCAUGUUAAUAAAAAUGCGAGCUCUUGUUAGUGUGUCUCAUACGAAGGAUCUGGUUUGGUCCCCCUCUUGUUCUUGUUUUGUCAAGCACUUGCAAUUAAAUGCCUAUAAAAACUGUCAUACUAAUAGUUGUUUUCACUUUUUCAUAUAAAAAAUUGAAAUAAAUUUUUGUACAUUU
This is a messenger RNA of Oxyura jamaicensis (ruddy duck), 3866 nucleotides long. RefSeq names its product rhomboid domain containing 1 (gene RHBDD1). Bases 533 to 1492 code for a protein of 319 amino acids. Gene Ontology annotation, cellular component: membrane. Lineage: Eukaryota; Metazoa; Chordata; Aves; Anseriformes; Anatidae. The transcript is spliced from 7 exons. Gene Ontology annotation, molecular function: serine-type endopeptidase activity. The record is from RefSeq and is a predicted model, not a curated record.